Molecule: messenger RNA, 1116 nt
Organism: Aspergillus welwitschiae
Lineage: Eukaryota; Fungi; Ascomycota; Eurotiomycetes; Eurotiales; Aspergillaceae
Exons: 12
Coding region: 1-1116 (371 amino acids)
Source: RefSeq, a predicted model, not a curated record
AUGGCCGCCCCUUAUCGCUUGAUACCCGAAGCAUUGUCUGUAGCAAAGCGGUCCGCUGAAAAUGGCAGUGUUGCUGCUGAGUUUGAGAUUGUGUCCCUGGAAAAACACCAAGAGAUAUGGAAUACCUCUCCAAAGCGUGCCAUCAUGCGAACAAUGGUCGGUCCGAACCUGGUCGCAGAUGUAAUGGCCAGGGAAUUAAUGUGGCUCGAGAGAUUCAACCACGCGGCGAUGUGUGGUGCUGAGCACCAUUGCGACCAAAAGGACCCGAACACAAGCGCAGAUUAUAUAUGCACACUGCCAAACGGGUUCCUAAGCUUAGAUCUUCUUCAACAGCUGUCAGCAGUGCGCAGCCCUGUGCCAGAGUGUCGGGAUGACGCCGCAUGCAGUAAAUUCAAUACUAGGAGAAGAAAUGCGGAAAUCCACCAAGCUAACAGCCCGUACAGCGCAUUCGAGAACGGAACGCUACAGGGAGAGACAUCAGAAAGCCGAGUAGAUGAGACUCACGAACGAGAUGCCGAUCUACCGGAAGGAAUCACUCUAUCCAGCAGAAAGCCACAAGCUGUCGCACAACGGCAAUAUGAGAACUACUCGGACCGAUACCGAACGUUCAGCCAUGAGGCCACUGAGAAAGGGGGAAUUGACAUAAUCGAUCUAGUUACAAUACAACGGAUGGUGGAAGACCAAUGGUCGUACCAAUAUGCGAUCCCUGAAGACAGUGUGGAAAGACCUAUUCAAAAGGAAGAAUCUCAACAAGCUCGUCUUGAAGGUGGGGAUAUCUGGGACUCAGCCAGGAGUCAACGGAUGUCCUCGCCGCCUAAUGAAGGUGGGGGCGGUCGUUCACGGAAUUUUACGGAAGAUAAGUGGGGUGAGAUGUGGACCGAUGUUUGGUUUUCCUUCGAGAUGCAGAUAGGGAGUGAGCAAGAUGCUCUCGCAAAGCUACUUCCCACCUCGUUCCAUUGCUCUUCAAGUCUCAAACUAAUGGUUUUUGGAUGGCGAAGCAUUGAUCUUGUGUCUUCAAUGCGGAAAAGCGAGUGGUAUGAUGGUUGUGGCAGAUCACCUAAUACAUUGGAUUACUUCUCGCGACUGAACAAGCUGCCAGUGUGGAGUGGAGUGUGA